Kluyveromyces marxianus DMKU3-1042 is the source of this 381-nucleotide messenger RNA. It is a transcript of the gene ATG16, whose product is annotated as Atg16p. The coding region runs from base 1 to 381 and encodes 126 amino acids. The record is from RefSeq and is a predicted model, not a curated record. NCBI's taxonomy places the organism in Eukaryota, Fungi, Ascomycota, Saccharomycetes, Saccharomycetales, Saccharomycetaceae. The transcript has a single exon.
AUGGAAUAUGAAUUACUAGAAAGUAUUAGGGCUAGGGACUUGGUAGACAAAAGGUUUUCACAGUUAUUCGAAGAAGUUCCUUUGGUACCGAAACUUGAAAAAGCCGGCGAGGGAGACACAAAUGUGAAGGAAUCAAGUAUCAAAAACUUGAAGGACUAUUUAAAAUUACGGGACGAAGAAGUGUAUAAAUUGAAGGACAUACUGAAGUUAAAAAACAGAGACACAGAACGGUUGAAUGAUGAACUUUUGAGUGCGAAUAUCGAGAGUAAUCUUCUGCAAGAACGCUUGGAGAAACUUCAACAAGAAUAUGAUAGGUUGAUAGAAAGGUGGCUCCUGAAAGCUCAAAAAGAAGCAGAUACUAUGAAUUCACAUUUUAAGUAG